AUGACUCGACAAGGAGCGCACUCAGGUACGAAGCGGCGUGCUGACCUCGUCGAUACGCAACCAGAUAGCGGCGUCAAACGAGCAAGACCAAACAGCAUCAUGGACUACAUGAAGAAGCCGAAACCUCAACAUCAAGCACGUAAAGAUCAGGAACCAUCCAAGGAAGCUGUGCUUUCAGAAUCUACGAGUCAUGAACAGAAAGAGACCUCCGCAACAGAGAAUGACGGAGUCUCCGAGCCACAAGCAAACAACCAACCCAAGAACACCUCCAGCGCCACGGAGACUGAAGAUACUCCAGGCAUCCAAUUACGACUAAUUGAAUCCAUCGGAGACAUCUUCGACGCCCCUCCAAACAGCCUCAUCAUCCACGCUUGCAACUGCGAGGGCUCUUGGGGAGCAGGCAUCGCCGCAGCAUUCAAGAAUCACUACGCGGGCGCCUACAAGGUAUACGCAGCGCACUGCAAACAGAACGGCCACGACCUGUUCCGGAAAGCCCUACUCAUCCCACCACAAAAGCUCGAUAAGAAGAAGCAGCACUUCGUCGGGUGCCUGUUCACUUCUCGGUCCAAGGGGAAGAAGAAAGACUCCCCAUCCGCCAUUCUCCAGGCGACAAAGCCGGCCAUGGAAGAUCUUCUACGCCAAGUGCAGGAUUGGAACGCGGAACAUGCCGAUGGAGAUGCUGUAGGCGAAGUUCGCAUUUGUAAGAUCAAUUCGGGUUUGUUUGCUGUACCAUGGGAGGAGACGAAGGAGGUGAUGGAAAGUCUUGAUGUGGAGAACCAUAGCAUCAAGGAGGUGAAGGUUAUCUCGAGGGAAGAGUAA
This is a messenger RNA of Lecanosticta acicola, 819 nucleotides long. NCBI's taxonomy places the organism in Eukaryota, Fungi, Ascomycota, Dothideomycetes, Mycosphaerellales, Mycosphaerellaceae. The record is from the annotation of a GenBank genome assembly.